Messenger RNA from Rotaria sp. Silwood1, 1308 nucleotides. NCBI's taxonomy places the organism in Eukaryota, Metazoa, Rotifera, Eurotatoria, Philodinida, Philodinidae. The record is from the annotation of a GenBank genome assembly.
AUGAGCACUGAAACAAUGGCUUCGGUUAAUAUUUGUUGUAUUCCGGAUAGUCCAUAUGCAGUUAUUGGUGUAACAAAUACAAAGAGAGCUAGAAUUGAAAUCGAAACAAAGAAAAUCGAAGACACUGUUGAUACAAUCAGACGAAAUCCAAUCAAUAUGGUUUUGGUACUUGAUCGUAGUGGUUCAAUGUCAUCGAACAAUAAAUUGGAAUUUGCGAAGAAAGCUGUUAUUGCUGUACUCAAUUUAUUGCAUGAUGAUGAUGUUGUACACCUUGUUGCUUAUGAUACAAAUGUUUGGACGGUGUUUGAAAAUUCACCGGCAUCAGGUCGUGAAGUUCUUUAUUCAGUUGUUGAAGGAAUAACUACUGGUGGUGAAACUUUCUUAUCUGGUGGUAUCGAAACAGGUGCCAAUCUUCUUGAAAAAUAUCCACAUCCCGGAUUUUCCAAGCGUAUGUUUGUUUUAUCCGAUGGAUUAGCGAAUGUUGGAUUAAAAACCAAAGAAGAAAUCACAAAGGCUGUUGCAAAAUAUAGCAAAAAAGGAAUUAUAAUUGAUUCGUUCGGUGUUGGAGAAGAUUUUGAUGCCGCCAUAAUGAAAGGCAUUGCUCAAGCUGGAUGCGGUCAGUUCUUUUUUCUUGAAUCGGCCGAAGUUAUCAUUGACUUGAUGACAAAAGCACUGCAGAGUGUUUUUGAUGUUUGUGGAGCACAAGCACAACUAAUGAUUCGUGGUCGUAAUAACGCUAUUGUGACAAAAAUAUGGGGCCAUGAAAAUAUAGCAUGUGGCGCAAAUCUUGGUGAUCUUCAUGUAGACAAUCUUCGAGUUAUUCUUUGUGAUUUUACAGUUGCUGGAACAGUGACCGAAGGGACAGAAAUUGAAGUUCUCAAUUAUCAAUUGAAAUAUAAUUUGCCUGGCCAUGACGAUGAUGAACCAUUGGUUCUUACUGGACAAUUAUCGAUAACAUUCGUCAAUGAUGAAUCACUUAUUCAAUCGAUUGAUCCAAAAGUCAAAACCUUACAUGCAAUUCAAGUUUCAGGAGAAAUGGAUGAUAGAAUCGCUGAACUCAUAAAAAGUCAUCGAAGGGAUGAAGCCAUUGCAUUAAUUACUGAACAAAUAAUACUGCUUAAGGAAGUAGAACAUUUAGAUGACGAAAGAGGUAUGGUUGCAAUGUUAAUUCGAUUGGCAGAAAAUAUGGAAAAAAGAUUAAAAGAACAAAAAGUGAGUGCCAAAGCGGCUGCUCAAAAAUAUGGUCAUCAUGGUCAUUUGAAGAAAUGCUAUGAUCACAAAUAUGCAGACUAUUAUGAUGAAGAUUAA